Molecule: messenger RNA, 1968 nt
Organism: Ectocarpus siliculosus
Lineage: Eukaryota; Phaeophyceae; Ectocarpales; Ectocarpaceae
Source: the annotation of a GenBank genome assembly
AUGAAGCAGGAGAUGAACCGAUCGUGCGAGGACUACGAGCACUCGAUGGCUCGCUUUCUUCAGCUCAAGCGUAACUCGGAGGAAGGCGUCACCCAGGCGAGGGCGGCGGAGGUGGCGCUGUCUAAGAAGAGGUUCGAGAUGGCCAGGUUCGACUUGGUGCGUCACCUUAGCCUGCUGGAGACCAAGAAGAAGCACGAGGUUGUGGGCAGGACGUGCACUGCCCUGCACGCCUUCCUGGCCCUCUUCCAGCGGUGCAACGGCCUGGUCGCCUCGACGGAACAGCGCCUGAGGGAGUUGGAGUGCGCUCUCACUCUAUCCCGACAGGACCUAGACCAGGAGGACGGGGUCUGGUUGGCCAGGCGCGACCAGCUCGAGGCCUCCCUUAACAAGGCAAUACCCCCAAACGCAGCCCUCGUCGCUCGCAGCGGCGGCGGCUUGCCCCCAGCCCCGUCCCCGACCAGGGCAGCGGCCGCCGCAGCAGCGACGGCUAUGGGUUCUAACGCUACCACCAGCACCUGGCCGUCUUCGGCAACCUCGUCUACCGCUGGUGGGGGAGGGGUGGGGAGCACCACGGGGGCCGGCGGCGCGGCGGUGACCGGAUCGUCUCCGGUGCUGGGGCCGGCGGCGGCGGCGGCGGGAGGGGGGGUGACGCAUAUGCGGUCGGCGCAGAAGAAGCGGGAGUCGCUGGCGGGUAGCGGGGCCGGGCAGGGGGAAGGGGGCAGAGGGGCGAAGGAGCGACGGAGGGAGAGCGGCGCUAGGGGUGGUGGUGCUGGCGGGGGCGGGUCUUCGAAAGGAGCGUUGUGGUCGCCGAGACAGGACCGGUGCAUCAAGGGCGGCUACCUGUGGAAGAGAAGCACGAACGUGAGAAAGGACUGGCAGCGACGAUAUUUCUUUAUCCAGAACGGCAAGCUGUUCUACCAGAGACAGGAGACCUUCGUCAGCCCGGCGAAGCGCGUGUGCGACAUCAAGCUGUGCCACGUGAGGAGCUGCCUCAAGGACACGGACCUUCGGUUCUCGUUUGAGAUCAUUUCGCCGCAGAGAAGAACAACCUACCUGCUGCAGGCGGAAGACGAGGAUAGUCACCAGCAAUGGGUGGCCGCGAUCAAGUCGGAGAUCGAACGACUCCUCUCGUCAUCCAUGCCAGCGUCGGCGGACUGGGAUUGGCAGUCGCCGAACAGCAGCAUCAGCACCGGGACCUUUACCCUCACGGGUGCGGCAGCCGCUGCGGCGGCAGCAGAUAAGGGGGGGGCGGCGGGGGGAGGAGCCGAGCUCGCGAUGCCGGCGGACAUGUCUCUCAACAAGGCGCAGCUCACCAGUCUGUGGGAGGCUAACCCUGAGUGCGUGGACUGCGGCGCUAGAGAGCCUGAUUGGUCAUCGAUCAACCUCGGGGUGAUGAUGUGCAUCGAGUGCUCGGGGAUUCACCGAUCCAUGGGCGUCCACGUCUCCAAGGUCCGGUCGUUGACGCUGGACCGUUGGACGACGCCCCUGGUGGAACUCCUUCUUAAGGCCGGCAACCAUAACGCCAACGAGGUGUGGGAGGCCCACCGGGACGGGAACCCUGCCUUCUCCGCCAUGAAGGCGAAGCUGUAUCCCGAGGCGGACCGCGCGUCGCGAGAGGAAUUUAUUCGAGCCAAGUAUGAGAAGCGAAGGUUUGUCGAUCCGCCACACGAUACGAGUCCCGAGGUAGCUUUGUCCUCGAGCCGACUGCUCUUCGACGCCUGCAAGGAAGGGAACAUGUUGGAGGCGAUGUGGUGCUUGGCCCACGGCGCCGACGUGAACUGGACCGACACAACGGGGGGGGGUUACACUGCUGCUCACGAGGCGGCAAGAGGAUCCCGAGUAGCCCUGUUGGAGCUACUGGCGAACAAUGGCUGCGACCUCAGCGCCACGAGCGAAAACAAGUGCAACAGCAGUACUGAGUUCGCACGUUGGCGGUGUCAUGGACGGCUUUUUAGUCCGUGGUCGUGA